AUGGCUGAACACCAAGAAGAUGUUGCCGACAGGAAUACAACGACCGUGGUCUACGACAAGGAUGAGGAAAAAUAUUCUGCUGCCAUCGACACCCUGAAGGGUGCUCAGAGAGCAACUGACAAUGAACACGGAAUGACUCUCAGAGAGGGUAUCCGCAAGUACCCCAAGGCCGUAUUCUGGUCAAUUUUGUUCUCGACAGCACUCAUCAUGGAGGGAUUCGACCACGCAUUUGUCAGUGGUUUCUUCGCGUUCCCGGCUUUCCAAAAGCGAUACGGCGAGCUCCAGAGUGACGGUACCUACCAAAUCCCCGCAGAUCUACAAUCCGGUAUAAGCAAUGGUGUCAAUGCUGGAGAAAUCAUUGGUCUAUUGAUCAACGGAUUGGUUGCUGACUGGAUCGGUUACCGCUGGGUUAUGAUGAUCUGUCUGCUGCUCAUGACGGCUUUCAUCUUCCUUCAAUUCUUCGCAACUAGUAUCUACAUGUACAUGGGGGCCGAAAUUUUGUUGGGUGUGCCGUGGGGUGUCUUCCAGACCCUGUCGACAACAUACGCCGCUGAAGUAUGUCCUAAUGUCCUGCGACCGUACCUCACGAUGCUGGUUUCUCUUUGCUGGAGUAUCGGCUAUCUUCUGGGUACCGGUGUGCUACGUGCUUUCCUUUCGUCCACUGGGCAGUGGGCCUACAGAAUUCCAUUUGCCCUUCAAUGGGCGCUACCUAUCCCGCUUGCUAUCGGUAUCUUCUGCGCCCCCGAGUCGCCUUGGUGGCUUACACGGAAAGGCCGUAUGGACGACGCACGAAAGACUUUGCGUCGCCUACGUUCCCAGGAUAGUUCGGAAGCAGAAGUCGAGGAUACAAUUGCGAUGAUGGAGCAUACGAUCAAGAUUGAGAACGAGAUGAAGGCAACCAGCAAUUAUUGGGAUCUCUUCAAGGGCGUGAACCUGCGUCGCACCGAGAUCACAGUGUUCGUCUAUCUCAUUCAAGAAUUAUGCGCCCCGCUCGUUUCUUACAUCGUGUACUUCCUGGAGCAAGCCGGUCUUGCCUCCGCCGCAUCUUUCGAUUUCGGCAUGGGAGAGUACGCCUUGGCUAUUAUCGGUGUUUUCAUUGCCUGGUUCUUGGUUCCAAAGGUUGGCCGUCGCACGUUGCUAUUGGUCGGCACUGGCUUUUUGACCUUGACUACUUUCCUCAUUGGCUUCUUGGGCAUUCCGAGCAUAUCCACCCAUCCAAACAUUGGCUACGGAAUUGGAAGCAUCCUUUUGAUUCAAUACUUUGUCCUUUUUAUCACGAUCGGUCCUAUCAUCUAUACCAUUGUGACUGAGAUUCCCUCCAAUUUCCUUCGAACCAAGAGCGUUGCGCUCGCGCGUGCAGUAUACAAUAUUGGUGUUCUUGUUUAUGGACAGCUUAUUCCGCAUAUGGUUCAGAAUGCGGCUUGGGAAUGGGGCGCUAAGAGUGGCUUUUUCUGUGGAGGAAUUAUGGCCAUUGGUUUUAUUUGGGCUUAUUUCCGUCUUCCUGAGACUAAGAACCGGACUUUCGCUGAGAUGGACAUUCUUUUCAAAAACGAAGUCAAGGCUAGAGACUUUGAAAAGACGAAGGUGGAUCUUGCGUCCGAGACUGUUUCGCAGGAUUGA
This is a messenger RNA of Penicillium longicatenatum, 1620 nucleotides long. Its product is annotated as putative MFS alpha-glucoside transporter. Bases 1 to 1620 code for a protein of 539 amino acids. NCBI's taxonomy places the organism in Eukaryota, Fungi, Ascomycota, Eurotiomycetes, Eurotiales, Aspergillaceae. Gene Ontology annotation, biological process: transmembrane transport; carbohydrate transport. The record is from RefSeq and is a predicted model, not a curated record. Gene Ontology annotation, cellular component: membrane. Gene Ontology annotation, molecular function: carbohydrate:proton symporter activity. The transcript has a single exon.